Messenger RNA from Lactuca saligna, 1376 nucleotides. The record is from the annotation of a GenBank genome assembly. NCBI's taxonomy places the organism in Eukaryota, Viridiplantae, Streptophyta, Magnoliopsida, Asterales, Asteraceae.
AUGGUGGUUACAGAAAGUCUUCGUACUGUCACCUACAUGCGGAAUAAUGCUGCCACAGGUAAUGGUGGCAGCAAUGGGGCAUUCUUCAGGGUUGUUCUCUUAGUUCAUAGAGAAAAGUAUGAUGAAGCACUUGAAUAUGUCGAAAGAGCAAGGAAGUGUUUGGCAACUGAGCUUGCUGCUUUGCACAUUCGCACGUAUCUACGCGAGCUACUUUCUUUAAUAUCAGAAUUAUGGUCAUCAUUCAGUCUCCCAGCAGCUAAUCGUCCUGUUCAUGGACCCCCCGGUAAAAUCCUUCACCUAGUUGAUCAACUUUGUCUGGCCCUGAAUGAUGAGUUCAGGAGAUAUCUUCCUAUAAUUCUUCUAUCUGGAGAUGGAAAGACUCCACAUUAUAUGAAAGUUGAUCGGGACAAAUGGGCUCAUGAAGAUGAUGAUGCAGGUAUGGUCCUGUUUGCUGACCUUGACAUGGGAGGAAUGGAUUUCUCAAGUGGCCCUGACAUUGACAUGACAACAGAGGAUACAUGGGGCGUCAACUACCAAGCCCUACAAGAUCUGUUUGAAUUAACAGAGGCAAGGAUGGAUGUAAUAAAGUAUGAGGUUGGAGUUCAAAUGAUUGAAAUAUACAAUGAACAAGUCAAAGAUUUACUGAUAAAAGUCAGAUUUGAUUUCCAAUUUGGUGUAUCUCCCAAGAUUCUGGACCCUGUAUAUCUAGGACACGAGUUUCCUCUUCCUCUACAUUUAGCGGAAUCAGAGUCUACCCAGACUUGUGAAAUCCAUGCACACAAAGGUGAUAGGGUGAAAGUUCAUUAUCGGGGGAAACUUACUGAUGGAACUGUUUUCGAUUCCAGCUUUGAAAGGGGUGGCCCAAUUGAAUUCGAAUUUGGUACUGGUCAGGUGAUAAAAGGAUGGGAUCAGGGACUGUUGGGAAUGUGUGUUGGGGAGAAACGUAAGUUGAAGAUACCUUCAAAGCUGGGGUAUAGAGACCAGGGUUCACCACCUACUAUCCCAGUUCUAAAUAUUUGCAUCUGGUUUCAGGGGUUACUCAAGGAAAAUGCAAAUGCUAGCAAAUACUGGGCAUAUAGAGGUGACUUUGAAGAUACACCAAAUGACUUAAAUUUCUGCUUAACUGGUCUCGUAUGGCCUGAUCGGACUCCUCAUCCUGCUGUAAAUGAGACAAUGUAUAAGAAUUACUUCAUUGAGCUCAUUAUGAUGCGAUCCUUUGUUUAUUUGUUUUCAGAGGUCAAGUAUUGCUAUCAACCAAUUAAAAUUUUGUUCACCAAUGGCGUAAUUAAGAUUACAAACACCAAUAUCUUUCAAACAACAUAAGAUCUAGAGUUUAAUUGGGUGAUUGAAGGUGAUGUUGGUUCUUGAAAUGAGAC